AUUUAUGUUUCCCUUUGUUAUUGGAUUUUAUAAAUGUGUUUUAUAGUUUUAUAUUGGAUUAUUACAUAUGUGUGUUGUGCCUGAGUGAAUAUCGGUUACUCGGGCUAGGUAGGGUCGGGCCGGUAGAGCAUAAGCUCACGGGCGGCCUGAGAGUCGAAAAACGUAGAGCCUGUACGCCAAGAAGACUGAAAUUCGAGCUUGUUUGCCUGCUUUGAUUCGUCCAUUUUGGCCCGGUGGGCUCAGGCAGGAUUGAAUUGGUUAGCUAGUUUAACUAGUAACAACACUAGUGGUAGAUCGAUUUCGAGAUGAAUUAUUCAUGAUGAAUUGGAUAAUGAAAAAUGACUAUUGGAUAGAAUUAGAUUUUGUUGACAAGAAUUUAGAAAUAUCUUGGGAUAACAGCAUCUUAUGAUCAUGUAUUUCAAUAAUGUAAUAUUUUGCUUUUCUUGAUGUAACAAGCCAAGCUUGCAUCCCAACAAAAGCAUACAACUUUAUUAACAAAAGAAGGAGACAGCUUUAAUAAAGGACCUGUCACAUUUGAACCAUCGAUUAUUUUUCCAAUCCUGCAUCUAGCCAGCUUCAUACUAAUUUUUCACUCUCUUAUUAUGAAUGUAUAGUACUAAAAAAUUGCAGCCUACUAUGUUUUGGUUUCAGUUUCGUGAUGGCGGCUUAUGGUGCUGCCAUUUCUCUCAAGAAUACGAUCCAGCUUAUUCUAAAAUCGCCUCGUAUUUCGCUGGUUCCCCCCUCUCCUCAAAUCAUACAACCCGCCUACGACGCCAUGUGUCGGUUGCAGAAAGCUUUGCUAAAAUUGGAUAGCACUGGGUACAGCAAGAUCAGGAUGAACGUGAAUAGUUUGGAUGAACGAAUCAAAGAGUUCAUAUGGGAAUUCGAAGAUUUACUAGAAUCCCUUUUCACCAAUCAGAUUCUUCCAAAGCUUGAAAGCAAAAGAGAUCACUUGUCUUUCUCUGUAGAUCUGCAGAGUCUGCGACUGAAUGUUGAUCACUUCGUCUAUAGGGUGAUGGAGAUGGAGAUGGCAUAUGAUAUUGAACUGAGGUAUAUGUCUGAAGAAGAAGGCGAACCUCUUUCCUCAAGAAUUGAUUUUGCUGGAAUCAACUCAAAUAUGGUUGGAUUAUCUGAUCAAUUUGAAAAAAUCAAGGAUUAUCUUUUUGGAGAAGAUGAAUCUGGAGGGAAUUGGGUAUCAAUUGUUGGGAUGGCAGGGGUUGGAAAGACAACUCUUGCGAAGAAAGUAUUUGAUGAUCCAACGAUUCGGAGAAAUUUUGAGCUUCGAGCAUGGGUCAAAGUGGGCAAAAAAUGUGAAUCCAAUGAAACAUUACGAUGUAUUCUAGCUCAACUGGAUCCUAACACUCGCCACCAAAUGCUUACCCAAGGAUUCGUAGGUGACGACAAGAAAUUAGUUGGACUAUUUGAUGAGAGAUUGAAGGGUAGGAAAUGUCUCAUUGUGUUAGAUGAUGUAUGGGACAGACGAGUAAUGUACAACUUGCUUACGAGCAGGCUCGGAAAUAGAGAAAAUGUCCGAGUCUUGCUCACUAGCAGGCUAUGGUCUGAAAAAUAUCCAUGUGUAAGGGUACGCCUGUUGGAUGAAGACGAAAGUAGGAAAUUGCUUUGUAAGAAGGUGUUCGGUGAAGAGAAUUUUCCUCCCCAGCUGAAGGAAUUGGGAAAAAAAAUUACAAAAAAAUGUGAAGGUCUUCCACUUAUGAUAGUCACAGUUGCGGAGCUUCUAUCUAAAGAAGACAAGACCCCGAAAUAUUGGACUGAGGUAGCUGUAAAACAAAAUAAUUUAGUUUUCAUGGAUGCAUACAAUCAAAUAUCAGAGUUUCCAUUCUCAGUUUCCGUUCUCAAUUGGGAGAUGGCGGCUUAUGGUGCUGCGGUUUCUCUCAAGAAUACCAUUGAAAGUCUUCUACAAUCGUCUCGCAUCUUGCUGAUUCCUCCCUCUCCACAGAUCUUACAAUCCGCCUACGAUGCUAUGUGUUGCUUGCAGAAAGUUCUACUUAAGUUGGAUGAGACGAGCUGCAGUAAGAUCAGGACGAAGGUGAAUGAUUUGGAUGAAAGAAUUAAAGAGGCCGUAUGGGAAUUCGAAGAUUUACUGGAGUCCCACUACACGAAUCAGAUUCUUCCACAUCUCGAACGCUCGUCAGGAGGUGAGAGAGAUCGCUUGUCUUUCUCUGUAGAUAUGCACAGUCUGCGGCAGAGUGUUGAUUGCUUCAUCGAGAGGGUGACGGUGAUGGAGGCAGAGUACGAUAUGGAGCUGCUGAAUAUGCCUGAAGAAGAAGAUGAACCUCUUUCCUUAAGAAUCGAUUUUCGUGGAAUCAACUCAAACAUGGUUGGAUUGUCCGAUCAUUUUGAAAAAGUGAGGGAUUAUCUGAUAGAAAAUGAAGGGAAUCAGUUAUUAAUUACUGGGAUGGCGGGGGUUGGAAAGACUACUUUUGUUAAGAAAGUAUUUGUCGAUCCAUCGAUUCAGAUUCAUUUCGAGCUUCGAGCAUGGGUCAAAGUUGGCAGAAAAUGUGAAUCUAAUGAAACAUUACGAUGCAUUCUAGCUCAAGUGGAUCCCAGCACUCGCAACCAAAUGCUUGCCCAAAGAGACGACAAGAAAUUACUUCAACUCUUGAAAGAGAGACUCAAGGAUAAGAAAUGUCUCGUUGUGUUGGAUGAUGUAUGGAAAUGGGACACACAAUUAAUGGAUAGCUUGAGAAAAAAGAAUGUCCAAAUUUUGCUUACAAGCAGGCUAAGAAUUCAAAAUUCUCCAAUUUCUCUUGAACUAUGCUUGUUGAAUAAAAAAGAAAGUAAGAAAUUACUCGGUGAGAAGGUGUUUGGUGAAAAAGGUUUCCCACUUCACCUUGAGGAAUUGGGAGAAAAGAUUGCAGAAAAAUGUGAAGGCCUUCCACUUAUGAUAGUAACAGUUGCAAGUCUCCUAAGAAAAGCCAAUGAGAGUAACCGAGAAGAGCUUGACAAGACUAUCCACAAAUAUUGGACCGAGGUAGCUGAAACACAACAUAAUUCAAUCUUCGUGGAUGCAUAUGAUCAAAUUGCAGAGGUACUUUUCCCAAGCUAUGAAUACUCACCGCAAUAUUUGAAAAUGUUUUUUCUCUAUCUCGGAGCUUUUGUCCCAUAUCGUAAUAUUUUACUACACAUGAACCUCAUUUGUUGUAUAAGUGCUGAGGGGUUUCUUGAACCACCUGGAACACAAAUUUUGAAAGAGAAAGGGUUUGAACAUGUUGUGUCUUGUUGCCUGGAGGUGCUUGCUAAACAUUUCAAUCUUCUUCUGUGGAAUCCCGAACGACUUUCUUGGUUUUCAAAUGGAGAUUGUCGUGUGCAUUCUUGUUGGCAGCACUUGUGUAGGAAAGAAGCUAGUAAAAUCAAGUUUUUGCAUGUUUUACAAAGUUGCAAUGAAGAUAUGAAAGGCCACCGUCGGUUGUGUGUCCAUUCCAACACUUUAUUUGCCAUCAAACAAGUGUAUGAUUCAAUAAAAAGUGAUUGUCCAUCCACUGUCCGUUCUCUCCUCUGUUAUGGUCCUUUUCACCCUUAUCCAGUGCCGCUACAUGCCAUGGAUUGCAAGUCGCUCAGGGUACUACAUGCUUUUAUGGUCCGAUUUUAUCAGAUCCAACCCGAAAUUCUAAAACUAGUUUGUCUAAAGUAUCUUGCCCUAACUUGCAACACCGAGCUCCCUGCUUCCAUAUCCAACCUUUUACACCUUCAAUUCUUGAUUAUCAAUCCAUAUGUGCACAUUAUAAAGCGCGGAGUUCUGCCAUAUAUGCCGAUGGAAAUAUGGGACAUGCAAAACCUACAAGUUAUUAAUGUCAAGGGAAGGGACAUAGCAACUCAUUGAAUGGCUUGGCUAAUAUCUCAGAGGAACUCCAGAAUUUGUCGACUCUUGUAUAUGGUGUAACGUACCCUGAUAUGAAGUGGGAGACUAUGGUUCCUCUUUCGAUGUUCCCAUCAAGUCUUACUAUAUUGAAGUUGAGUGGUUUAGGGUAUCCUUGGCAGUACAUGAACGACAUUGGUUCGAUGCUACCAAAUCUUAUUAUCCUCGGGAUAGAACAUUAUGCCUUUCGAGGCCCAAAGUGGGACAUAGAAUCGAGCUGUUUUUUGAAACUUGAGUCACUUAUAAUUGAAGACGCCGAUUUGGUGGAAUGGAGAGCUAAACAUGGAAGCCUCCCAUGGCUUAAGCUCCUAAGCCUACGACAUUGCUACAAAUUAAAACAUCUCGAUUGGAUGCGUGAUUCCUCAAUGGUCACACCAGCAGUUGAAUUAGUAGACUGCAAUCCCUUAGUUUACAAAUCUGCCGCGAAAUUACCAGAAUCUCUCUUUGUAUUACGUCGCUACCGUUCUUACUUGUUAUGAGAAGUCGCUCAGAACUCUCAUUUUGGUUAACAUGUUAGCCUUCUUACUUUUUUUAUUUUUAUCUAAAAUGUUUUGUGCUUGUCAUUGAAACUUGACAUAUUUUUGUUAGUAUAUUUUAUUAUUGUUUUUCAGGCAAAUGAGAGGAAUAAAAUGGAUCAGAUGUAAAGUGUAUUAUGAUGUUGUUUCCUGAAUUCAAGAUUUGUUGGAUUUUGUUGAGAAUUAUGAAACCUGAAUGCUGAAUUAUGUUUGUAAGUCA
Messenger RNA from Salvia splendens (bonfire salvia), 4612 nucleotides. RefSeq names its product putative disease resistance protein At1g50180. Gene Ontology annotation, molecular function: ADP binding. The record is from RefSeq and is a predicted model, not a curated record. The coding region runs from base 659 to 3841 and encodes 1060 amino acids. The transcript is spliced from 2 exons. Lineage: Eukaryota; Viridiplantae; Streptophyta; Magnoliopsida; Lamiales; Lamiaceae.